This is a messenger RNA of Heteronotia binoei (common prickly gecko), 2705 nucleotides long. RefSeq names its product oocyte zinc finger protein XlCOF6-like. The transcript is spliced from 5 exons. Bases 90 to 2705 code for a protein of 871 amino acids. Gene Ontology annotation, biological process: central nervous system development; regulation of transcription by RNA polymerase II. Gene Ontology annotation, cellular component: nucleus. The record is from RefSeq and is a predicted model, not a curated record. Gene Ontology annotation, molecular function: DNA-binding transcription factor activity, RNA polymerase II-specific; RNA polymerase II cis-regulatory region sequence-specific DNA binding. NCBI's taxonomy places the organism in Eukaryota, Metazoa, Chordata, Lepidosauria, Squamata, Gekkonidae.
CUUCCCCUCAGAGAGAAGCCUCUUUUUAUAGCCAAGUGACUGAAGGCAUCUCUCCACAGUCAGAGGUGGCCCCAGAGAAGGGAAAAGAGAUGGACGAGCAGGACCCAGAAGGACCUGGGACUGGCAAGACAGCAAGGAAAGAUCCGCAUCCCACCCCAGCUGGGAGUGGUGCUGAAUUCUGGGAAACAUCUGUGCCAGAUAUCUGUUACCCACUCACUGCCCUCUCAGAUGUACGUUUUCCAUGUUUCCGGCAAUUCCGCUACUGUGAGGCCGAUGGGCCCCGAGAGGUUUGCAGCCGGCUCCAUGGACUUUGCAGCCAGUGGCUGAAGCCGGAGAGGCACACCAAGAAGCAGAUCCUGGACCUGGUGAUCCUGGAGCAGUUCCUGACUCUCCUGCCCCAGGAAAUGCAGGGCUGGGUCAGAGGAAGUGGGCCGGAGACCAGUUCCCAGGCGGUGGCCCUGGCCGAAGGUUUCCUCCUGAGUCAGGCAGAGGAGAAGAGGCAGGCAGAACAGAUGUGGGUGCCAUCUGUGAAGCAAGAAGCUGCAUCCCCUGAGGCUGAAGGGGCUUCCUUAGAGCAAAGGCAGAGUGUGAAGGAACACACACAAGACACUCCCUCCUGUGGCAGUGGAGAGAUGCUGUUGAGUCACCAUCUUUUCAGAGGUGUGGAAACGGCUGCUGCAGCUCCAGUCCAGGGUCCCUUUUCCUUGGAGGAGGUGUCCGUCUCUUUCACGGAGGCAGAGUGGGCCCUGCUGGAUCCGGACCAAAGAGCUCUGUACAGGGAAGUCAUGCUGGAGAACUAUGAGAAUGUGGCCUCUCUGGCAAAGGUUGAUCAGACAAAUGAAGAGGGUGAAGAACUUCAUCCACAUUUGCCAGAUAAAGUUAUUAAUAAAGACUUGAAAGGAAAUGUCAGGAAUCAAGGCAGACCCAAGAGAAAGAAAGAUAGCCGUUUGGUUGAGAAGAGAAAUGGAAGAAAGCGUAAUGUACGUUUCCCCAAGCACAAUAUAACGGAGAUGAGUGAAUACAUUCAGUGUGGAAAAGACUUCAUAUAUAAACCACAAAUUCUUGUGAACCAAAGAAUACAAAGAGUAAAGGAAUUUGUUGCAUGCUCAGAGUGUGGAAAGCGAUUCAGUCACAGUUCCCAUCUUCAGCGGCACCAGAAAACUCACACAGGGAAGAAACCUUUUGAAUCCUCAGAGUGUGGAAAGAGAUUCAGUGAGAGGAGAUAUCUUAAACAGCAUCAGAGAACCCACACAGGAGAGAAACCUUUUGAAUGCUCAGAGUGUGCAAAGAGAUUCAGUGACAGGAGAAGUCUUAAACAGCAUCAGAGAACCCACACAGGGGAGAAACCUUUUGAAUGCUCAGAGUGUGCAAAGAGAUUCAGUGACAGGAGAAGUCUUAAACAGCAUCAGAGAACCCACACAGGAGAGAAACCUUUUGAAUGCUCAGAGUGUGGAAAGAGAUUCAGUGAGAGGAGAUAUCUUAAACAGCAUCAGAGAACCCACACAGGAGAGAAACCUUUUGAAUGCUCAGAGUGUGGAAAGAGAUUCAGUGAGAGGAGAUAUCUUAAACAGCAUCAGAGAACCCACACAGGAGAGAAACCUUUUGCAUGCUCAGAAUGUGGAAAGAGAUUCAGUCGGAGUGGCAGCCUUCAACUGGAUCAGAGAACCCACACAGGAGAGAAACCUUUUGAAUGCUUAGAGUGUGGAAAGAGAUUCAGUGACUGGAGAUGUCUUCAACUGCACCAGAGAACUCAGACAGGGGAGAAAUCUUUUGAAUGCAGAGAGUGUGGAAAGCGAUUCAGUCACAGUAGCAGUCUUAAACAGCAUCAGAGAACCCACACAGGAGAGAAACCUUUUGAAUGCUCAGAGUGUGGAAAGAGAUUCAGUGAGAGGAGAUAUCUUAAACAGCAUCAGAGAACCCACACAGGGGAGAAACCUUUUGCAUGCUCAACGUGUGGAAAGACAUUCAGUCGGAGUGGCACUCUUCAAAACCACCAAAGAACCCACACAGGAGAGAAACCUUUUGCAUGCUCAGAAUGUGGAAAGAGAUUCAGUCACAGUGGCAGCCUUCAACUGCAUCAGAGAACCCACACAGGAGAGAAACCUUUUGAAUGCUCAGAGUGUGGAAAGAGAUUCAGUGACAGGAGUUGUCUUCAACUGCACCAGAGAACUCACACAGGGGAGAAACCUUUUGAAUGCAGAGAGUGUGGAAAGCGAUUCAGUCAGUGUAGCCAUCUUAAACAGCAUCAGAGAACCCACACAGGAGAGAAGCCUUUUGAAUGCUUCGAGUGUGGAAAGAGAUUCAGUGACAGGAGAUGUCUUAAACAGCACCAGAGAACCCACACAGGAGAGAAACCUUUUGCAUGCUUCGAAUGUGGAAAGAGAUUCAGUCACAGUGGCAAUCUUCAAAAGCAUCAGAGAACCCACACAGGAGAGAAACCUUUUGCAUGCUCAGCGUGUGGAAAGAGAUUCAGUCAGAGUGUCAAUCUUCAACGGCACCAGAGAACCCACACAGUGGAGAAACUUUUUGAAUCCUCAGAGUGUGGAAAGAGAUUCAGUCAUAGUAGCAGUCUUAAACAGCACCAGAGAACCCACACAGGAGAGAAACCUUUUGAAUGCUCAGAAUGUGGAAAGAGAUUCACUCAGAGUAGCAGUCUUCAACUGCACCAGAGAACCCACACAGGGGAGAAACCUUUUAAAUGCUAG